Messenger RNA from Setaria italica (foxtail millet), 1482 nucleotides. RefSeq names its product dnaJ homolog subfamily B member 1. Gene Ontology annotation, molecular function: protein-folding chaperone binding. The transcript has 4 exons. Lineage: Eukaryota; Viridiplantae; Streptophyta; Magnoliopsida; Poales; Poaceae. The record is from RefSeq and is a predicted model, not a curated record. The coding region runs from base 135 to 1157 and encodes 340 amino acids. Gene Ontology annotation, cellular component: cytosol.
AACGAUACGAAGAAUCAGCAAUAACCGACGCGCUGCCAGCAGGGGGGUUCCGGCGACGACUGGGCUAGCGGCGGCGCCCUUCCCCACGUCUUCGCCGCGCCCUUCGCCGGCACCAGGCGACGAACACCCACCAGAUGGGAAUGGACUACUACAACAUCCUCAAGGUGAAUCGCAAUGCGACCCUGGAGGACCUCAAGAAGUCGUACCGGCGGCUCGCGAGGACGUGGCAUCCCGACAAGAACCCGACUGGAGGUGCCGAGGCUGAGGCAAAGUUCAAGCAGAUAACUGAGGCCUAUGAGGUAUUAAGUGAUCCAGAGAAGCGUGCAAUUUAUGAUCAAUAUGGUGAGGAAGGCUUAAAGGGGAUGCCUCCACCUGGCUCACAGAGCCGCUCCUCCACAGCUGCUGGCCCAAGCGGUCCAAGUAAUUUCCGGUACAAUCCUAGUGACCCAGAUGAUUUCUUUGCCGAGUUCAUGGCAAGCAACAAGACUUAUUCUGUCGACCAAGACCGGAUGCGAUUUCAGCAAAGAUCAAAUUGGACUUCAGCAAGGAACAGUAGGAGUGAAGCUCCUUCUAGUUCACGGAAGGAGAGUGGUGCUAGUACAAGCCAGGCAGAAAAGCCACUGCCUGUGGAAAAAACAUUACCUUGCACUCUUGAAGAGUUGUACAAUGGAACAAAAAGGAAAAUGAAGAUCACUAGGAAUGUUGCAAAGCCAGAUGGAAGAGUGGAAGUUGAAACAGAGAUCUUGGCAGUGGAAGUGUUGCCUGGCUGGAAGAAAGGAACCAAGAUUACAUUUCCGAACAAAGGCGACAAGCUGCAUGGCCAGUUGGCACAGGACCUGACCUUCGUCCUUGACUUGAAGCCCCACGAUGUGUACAUUCUUGAUGGGAACAACCUUCUUGUAAAGCAGGAGAUCCCUCUGGUGGAUGCCCUCGCUGGGACGGCGAUAAACCUCAGAACCCUUGAUGGCCGGAAUCUUCCUGUGAGGGUGGAGGAAGUAGUCCGCCCUGGGUACGAGGUGGUGCUGGAGAAUGAAGGCUGGCCGAUCAGGAAGGAGCCGGGGAAGAAGGGGAAGCUGGUAAUCAAGUUCAAUGUGGCCUUUCCAACAAGGUUAUCGUUGUCGCAGCGGGCAGCCAUCAGGCAAAUUAUGGCCAGCUAACCAGAGAAGGGAAAGAUGAAACAGUGGCUACAUUGGCCCUGGAAUCUAGAUAGAUAGUUGGAAUUCAGACAGAUCCGUGGUUAUAAUUGCCCGUCGCUAAUUGUAUCUAUUUUCUAUGGUUAAUUGAAUAUGACCUAGUUUUUUUUGGGUCUCUAUUGGAUCAGUGGAAAAUGGUGAGGAUAUUGUAACCUGAUUUCCCCCUUCUGAAUUUUUGCUUCAGUCUUUUUUUCCCCUUAUGUCAUGGUUUGUUUCAUUGAAAUACUGGAAGUCAAUUGCAAAGGAAAUGACAAGAAAGCAAGAGGAAUCAUUUGAGCCUUUUUUUUUA